UUAAAAUUGGGUAUUUUUAAACCUGAAGUAAAAUCAUUCUUUACAAAUCUUAUAAAAGACAACAUAAAAGCAAGGAAAGAAAAAGGCAUUGUACGUCCAGAUAUGCUUCAAUUAUUAUUAGAAGCACAAAAGGGCGUGGAACUUAAAGAGGAAAUUGUAGCCGAUGAAAGUUUUGCUGUCCAAGAGGAAUCUACUUUACAAGAAACUAGUGUCCAUAAACCUAUUAACAAGUUAACCGACGAAGACAUCACUGCUCAAGCAAUGAUAUUCUUCUUUGCUGGAUUUGAUUCAGUUGCCACGCUUAUGUGCUUCAUGGCGUAUGAAAUAGCUGUUCAUCCUGAUAUUCAAACUAGGCUUAGAAACGAAAUACAAGAAACAUUGCACGAGCAUCAAGGGCAGUUAACGUAUGAAGUUUUACUCAAAAUGAAAUAUUUGGAUAUGGUCGUGUCAGAAUCCUUGAGAAAAUGGCCAGCAAACGUAGUAGUUGAUCGAGAGUGCACAAAAGAUUACACAAUUCAACCAAAGCUAACCGGGGAAGUAGCUGUUCACCUACUAGAAAAAUCUACCGUGUGGAUACCAAUAAUUGGAAUUCAUCGUAAUCCAGAAUAUUACCCAGAUCCCGAAAAUUUUGAUCCGGAGCGAUUUAACGAUGAAAAUCGGCACAAAAUCAACUCUUACGUUUACUUACCCUUUGGAUUGGGGCCAAGAAAUUGUAUUGGGUCAAGAUUUGCUUUGCUUGAAAUUAAAAUAGUGUUCUUUUAUCUGUUGCAACACUUUGAAUUAGUACCGACAGCAAAAUCACAAAUUCCACUUAAGAUAUCCAGACAAACUUUUAAUCUAAACGCUGAAGGUGGUUUUUGGUUUGGACUAAAACGACUUUAUAAUUAAGUUUAACAUAUUUUAGUUUACUGUUACUUCUAAUUUUGGAC
Diabrotica balteata is the source of this 929-nucleotide messenger RNA. The record is from the annotation of a GenBank genome assembly. NCBI's taxonomy places the organism in Eukaryota, Metazoa, Arthropoda, Insecta, Coleoptera, Chrysomelidae.